AUCACACACCACUCUCUCUGCACUCUCGUCUUUGCAAAAUUCAGAAGAAAAAGAAAACACUACCAAAAUCUCACUCUGUAGCACUGUGAAGGAAGUUGGAAGAGAUCUAAGAUCUUUAAAUCAAUGGAAUGUGAACCUGAAAGAAUUGAUGAGGAUCCCGAAGUUAUGGAAAGUUCUACUAGUAAGGAAUCAGUUAGUUGUCAAGGAGAUGUUGUUUGUGAACCACACUUAGGUAUGGAAUUUGAUUCCGAAGAAGCUGCAAAAGUCUAUUAUGAUGCAUAUGCCACACACAUGGGCUUUGUCAUGCGUGUUGAUCGCAGGUCACUGCGUGAUGGAAAGACAUAUUGCCGUCGACUUGUUUGUAACAAAGAAGGUUUUUACAAAGGUAAUCCUAGUAAGAACGAAAAUACGAAGCCUAGAACACUUACACGCGAAGGGUGUAAGGCAAUGAUCAUGGUAAAGGAGGAUAAAUCAGGUAGAUGGGUUGUUUCGAGAUUUGUUAAAGAGCAUAAUCAUCCCUUGGUCAUUUCUUCUUCCCCCUUCCGUCGUAGCUGGCUUCAAACACAAAACCCUCAUCCGUGUCGACUGUUCGUCCUGCAUCCUCUCCCACUUUCAGUUGCAUCUUUUUAGCUCUCUGUUGCUUGUUUACCACGUAAGUAAUAGGUCUACAUAAUUACGUCUAAUGUGCACUUAAGUAGGUGAUUGUUCCACUGCUAUUUUAGUUUUGUGAUUCUUAAUCAUGAACCACCACCUUUAUAAAUUCGGAACCGUGAAUAUGAGAUCAUUAUCACCUGAUUGUUGAAGCCCUCCGCGUAUGGUGGAGUUCUUGAGACGAUGACUGUUGAAGCCCUCCGCGUCUCUCUAGAAACUAUGGCAUUGCUAAGUUCUGAAAAACAUUUAACAGGUGCUUUCAGUAUGUCAGUGCUGUUAUUAUAGUAAUAGGGAUCAUUUGUAAGUAUCCUUCUGUGUUCUUGCUGAAGUAUAAUGAAUAUUCAUUGCCUGGACCAGAACAUUGACGUAAAUCCUAGUACCAUGAAAAAUAGUGUAUGGCUCGAAGUGUUUUAUCUGAACAUUGGUUUAUAGAUUUCUUCUUCAGUUUCUAUGUCAAUAUUUCUUUGGUUUGAAGUGUGUGAAAGAGGAACUGAGUUAAUCUCAAAGUAAACUAGUUAACCAAUUGUGAGUUGUACAGAAGAAAACCCUGCAGAAAACUAGUAUCCUGUAAAUAUUACUGACAGUAUAUACUAGUGAUGAACACCAUUUGGCAACAUUUUUGUAAUACUA
This is a messenger RNA of Papaver somniferum (opium poppy), 1281 nucleotides long. RefSeq names its product protein FAR1-RELATED SEQUENCE 5-like. The record is from RefSeq and is a predicted model, not a curated record. The transcript has 3 exons. Bases 124 to 630 code for a protein of 168 amino acids. Lineage: Eukaryota; Viridiplantae; Streptophyta; Magnoliopsida; Ranunculales; Papaveraceae.